GAGCAUCACCUUAAUGUGUCACUUCGAUUUCCACCACUACCCUCACGACAAGCAGAAGUGUGAAAUGCUGAUACAGAGCCUGUCUUACAAGUCCCAUCUGGUGAGGUUUGCCUGGUGCGAGAGCUGGGCACAACCGAAGAACAAACUGGAUAAGGAUAUUUUUUCACUUCCACACUUCACACUGGCUAAAUAUGACCAUGAACCUUGUAACACGGACAUCCCCUGUGUGAAGGCUGUGUUCCUGCUAGUGCGCCACCCAGACUUCCAUAUCCUCCACACUUACGUUCCCACAGUGCUUAUCGUCAUUCUCUCCUGGAUGAGCUUCUGGAUCGCUCCUGAUGCUACUCCAGCACGUGUGACCUUGGGAGUGACCUCAAUCCUCACCAUGGCCACCCAGUACUCACAAUCCACCAAAAACUUGCCACCAGUAUCCUACAUCAAGAGCCUGGAUAUAUGGAUGAUAACCUGUAUGGUGUAUGUGUUUAUGGCCCUCCUUGAGUUUGCCAUAGUAUAUCACGUACACUAUAGGAGAACACAGGCGCCUCCUCCCUCGCCCCCGCCCAGACGCCCCGCCGCCAUCAAUGCUACUCUACAUCAGACUCUCACGCUGGACAGGCCCGGGGUGAAGUCCUGGGCUGUAGGUUGGCGGGAGUUCUGGCGGGGCGACACAGCGAUCGACGAAGCUUCCCGCGUGUUUUUCCCUCUGACUUACUUCAGUUUCGUUGUCGGCUACUUUGUGCUUCUGACUGGCGGGCAAGAGGGAGGCAGUGGCAGUGAUGGAGGUGGCGGGCUGUAUACGUAGUGGUGGUGCUGGUGGUGGUGGUGGUGUUAUAUAUACAUAGGUGGUUUUUCGGUGUAUUUUCUUGAUGUUGACCUUGUUUAAAUAGGGUGUUGUAGCGGUGUGGGUUGUAGUGUUUAAGUGGGUGUGUAUAUGUGUGUGUGUACUGAUACUGCUACUUCUGCUACUGUUACUUCUACUACUACUACU
Messenger RNA from Portunus trituberculatus (swimming crab), 988 nucleotides. Its product is annotated as glycine receptor subunit alphaZ1-like. Gene Ontology annotation, molecular function: transmembrane signaling receptor activity; neurotransmitter receptor activity; extracellular ligand-gated monoatomic ion channel activity. The record is from RefSeq and is a predicted model, not a curated record. Gene Ontology annotation, biological process: chemical synaptic transmission; signal transduction; regulation of membrane potential. The transcript is spliced from 6 exons. Lineage: Eukaryota; Metazoa; Arthropoda; Malacostraca; Decapoda; Portunidae. The coding region runs from base 14 to 802 and encodes 262 amino acids. Gene Ontology annotation, cellular component: neuron projection; synapse; membrane.